Messenger RNA from Aplosporella prunicola CBS 121167, 201 nucleotides. RefSeq lists its product as uncharacterized. The record is from RefSeq and is a predicted model, not a curated record. Bases 1 to 201 code for a protein of 66 amino acids. The transcript has a single exon. Lineage: Eukaryota; Fungi; Ascomycota; Dothideomycetes; Botryosphaeriales; Aplosporellaceae.
AUGCAUACUACUUUAUUAGAAAAUUACAGUCCGUUAGACCAAUUUGAAGUAAGAGACUUACUAAGUCUGGACGCACCCCUUUUAGGUAAUACACAUUUUUCAAUAACAAAUAUAGGAUUAUACCUUACAAUUGGAGCAUGUAUAGCUUUCUUUUUCAAAGCAUUAGCAACUAAUUACAAUAGAGUUGUAUCUAAUAACUGA